Molecule: messenger RNA, 870 nt
Organism: Aspergillus mulundensis
Lineage: Eukaryota; Fungi; Ascomycota; Eurotiomycetes; Eurotiales; Aspergillaceae
Exons: 1
Coding region: 1-870 (289 amino acids)
Source: RefSeq, a predicted model, not a curated record
AUGUCGACUGAUGUCUCAUACCCCGGGGUCAAGGCCGUCGCGACAGCAAUAGGCCAAGUCCUCAACCGCGCGAAGAUUCCCAAUCUUUUGUUUGGCUGGACCGCACUCGCUGUUAUCCUCGUGGACUUUGGAUUCCCCGACAUCGACUUUAUUAUCCCAGACAAGGAGGUCUCGCACGCAAUAAAGGCCCUUACAAAAGCCGGAUACAAACUCUGCACAAGUCCCGACUGCUCCGAGCGCGAUGAAGAUCGAGGCGCGCACCUCGGCAAAGCCCUGAACCGUUUCCACCCCGUCCCAGCAGCACACUUUCACAUAUCCGCAGCUGCUGGUCCAGGAUACGUUCUCUCCCUGCUCAAAAAAGACGAUAUUAUCCCGCACCUUCCCAACCUCAAACUCGGUCUCCCUGAACGAAAGGAAUACGAGCACCUCACGCUCUCCAACGACCCGCGCCUCCCGCCCCGCGCAGAGGGCGGGCCCUCGGGCCCCUGGUACCGUCUGGACCCAGUCCGGGUGCUGCUUGCUCGGACGCUCACAGAGGCCCUUCUGCUUCUCCGCUGCAGACACAUUGACACAAGGCCCGCGCUCGACAAUCUCUGGUGCGACAUGCUGUGGGAGAUCAUGAAGGCGAACCUCUUGAUCACCGGGUUCUCUCAUGAAUUCGAUCACCCGCCCAAGGGGUAUCUGUACCUUUUCUGGCGCAACUAUAUAAUCGCCACGCGAAUCGCGGAUACCACGCCCGAGAACAGCGUCGCCCGGAAGCAGAAGAGUGAUGCUGAAGUGCGGCAGUUUCGGGCUUAUCUGAUUGCGGAUGGUAAGGACCCCAGUGACAAGUAUAGUUGGCUGCGGAAGAAGACCGGGAACUAUGCCUAA